Stegostoma tigrinum is the source of this 8569-nucleotide messenger RNA. It is a transcript of the gene gmppb, whose product is annotated as GDP-mannose pyrophosphorylase B. Gene Ontology annotation, cellular component: cytoplasm. Lineage: Eukaryota; Metazoa; Chordata; Chondrichthyes; Orectolobiformes; Stegostomatidae. Gene Ontology annotation, biological process: GDP-mannose biosynthetic process; cell wall mannoprotein biosynthetic process. The transcript is spliced from 10 exons. The record is from RefSeq and is a predicted model, not a curated record. The coding region runs from base 96 to 1178 and encodes 360 amino acids. Gene Ontology annotation, molecular function: GTP binding; mannose-1-phosphate guanylyltransferase (GTP) activity.
CCCUUUCGCCAUUGGCUGUUGCCCCGUUACGGCGCGGCGGCAGUGCCACGUCGUUCGAUGCCGGAGGUGAGGGUCCGGGGAGCAGAGAACUGACAAUGAAAGCGUUGAUUCUGGUUGGAGGUUACGGCACGCGGUUACGGCCGCUGACACUCAGUGUUCCAAAACCGCUGGUGGACUUCUGCAACAAGCCCAUUCUUCUACACCAAGUGGAAGCCUUAGUAAAGGCUGGUGUAUCCCAUGUAAUCCUUGCUGUCAGCUACAUGUCGGAGAUGUUGGAGAAGGAGAUGAAGGAGCAGGAGCAGCGGCUGGGUAUCCGGAUCUCUCUCUCUCAUGAAAAGGAGCCCUUGGGAACAGCUGGACCCCUCGCUCUGGCCCGUGAGCUGAUCACCAGCAGCUCGGAGCCCUUCUUUGUCCUCAACAGUGACGUUAUCUGUGAGUUCCCCUUUGAAGAGAUGGUCCGCUUUCACAAGCAUCAUGGAAAGGAGGGUACUAUUGUGGUCACUCGGGUGGAGGAACCAUCCAAAUACGGGGUUGUGAUCUAUGAAGCAGAAAUUGGGCGAAUACAUCGAUUUGUGGAAAAGCCUCAAGUGUUUGUGUCAAACAAGAUCAAUGCAGGAAUGUACAUCUUCAGCCCAAUGGUUCUGAACAGGAUCCAGCUCAGGCCAACCUCCAUUGAGAAGGAGAUCUUCCCAGUCAUGGCUCAGGAAGGACAGCUGUAUGCCAUGGAGCUGCAAGGUUUCUGGAUGGACAUCGGGCAGCCGAAGGACUUCCUAACUGGAAUGUGCAUGUAUCUACACUCCCUUCGGCACACAGCACCAGACUGGCUACACCAAGGACCUGGCAUCGUUGGAAACGUGCUGGUGGACCCAACAGCACAGAUUGGAGAGAACUGUUCCAUUGGUCCAAAUGUGACAAUUGGCCCUGAAGUGGUGAUUGACGAUGGAGUGCGGAUAAAACGCUGCACAAUCCUAAAGGGCUCCAGGAUUCGCUCACACUCCUGGUUGGAGUCCUGUAUCAUUGGCUGGAGCUCGGAUGUAGGACAGUGGGUGCGGAUGGAGAAUAUUGCAGUCCUGGGAGAGGAUGUGAUUGUGAAAGAUGAGCUGUACCUGAAUGGAGCCAACGUUCUACCUCAUAAAUCCAUUGCUGACUCAGUGCCUGAACCAAGGAUAAUCAUGUAGGUCACGGCAACUGACCUUGUGAAGGACAUAAGUCCAGAGUGCAAGUUAAAGGACUGAUCUAUACUGAUUAUCAGUGGAUAGAACAGAGCUGCUGAUGAAGUCAACAACGAGGGUCCUGAUACUUCAUUAAUUUUCCCCUCCAGCAACUGAACUUGCACUGUGACAAGUUAGUUGUAGCUCCUGUCUUUCAUUGAUGUGUCUGAGGGCAGUACAGCCUGAAUUGGCUGUAGUUUGAUUCCCAAAAGUAUUUCCUGAUUGUAAUUAUUGAUGGUUGCUCUGAGGGGAAUGGGUCUUCUGUAUAGUAUUGGAUUCAGCAUCUAGGCACACCUUAUUGUAUUGGAGGAUGGCUUUGAAAACAUUCCUUGGAACAGCUGUGCCUCACAGUACAUAGUUUAAUGUACUGUGUCUUCUGGAUUUAGGUCCAUGCGCUGACUGUAUCGAGCCCCUCAUUCACAAAGGGCAUAUGGUCAGUGUUGUAAGUUACCUCUGGAAUUCCUCCUUCAGUCUGAUGUGAUAUCUUCAAAAUAACUUUUGUAAACAUCCUUUGUCUUGAAGUUGCAGCUUGAUCGGUUUAUGGAAUUAUGAGGCAAAGCUGAUGAAACAUCACACCCACUUACCAGCUUGCUUUCACUGUACUGCUGUUGCGCUCAAGGCUAUUAUUGGGUUUGGUGGACUGUUUCUGAGAAUAAAUAUCAGGGUUGGGCAGUGACCGCUGGAAGCUGAGAUCGCUGCCCCUUUACUCCCCUAUAUUAUCCUUUCUUGAGCCAACAUAGUCUGGCGUGUUUUAAAAUGUAAGCAGUUACUCAGUCAGUGACCAAUGAUAACGGUGGGAGCUCCAAGUCAGUUUCUCAGAUGUUCCAACUUUUUAUUUAAAUGAACAAAAAUGUUGGUUUCCUAUAAACACAACUUGAAUUUGGAUUAGAGAAUUGCUUCAUUUGGAAGGUAUUAUUUUGACUAAAAUUCAUUUUGUGGACUAGGUAUGGAAUUGGCUGCUGGAAGUGCAAGCGAGCGAAGCCUUCUGUUGUACUUUUAACUUGAGGACUGUUGAGAAUUUUAUUCAAAUACAGUCUUGUAGACUUGUCCAGAUCCCAAUGGGAUUGCUAUCUUUGUUUUGGCUGUCUAUAUAUGUCCUAAACCCACUUCAAAUCGUGCUCUUUGUAAACAAAAAGAGUUUGCUCAGCUGGUAGAUGCCAUGAGCCAGGUGCUUGCAACUUUCACACAACACUGAAUUAAAUCUGCCCCCAGUUGUUUUCUAAAAUUGGUUAUUGUGUUAAUGAAAAUGUCAUUCAGUGCUGUUUCAGUUACAUGAAGGUGCUGGUGGCUCAAUGAAGUGUAAGUCAGAGUUGCUGAAUUCUUGAUGGCUGUUGAAAAUAUCCUGAAGGCAGAAGCAGUGUCAUUGAAUGCACUGAUUUUUAAAAAAAAUAUAUUAACUUUUUGUUCAAAACCCAGAAGGUAAAUGAAUUGCAAGUCUGAAUAGUGCGUUUGUCCCAUUUGGGUAACUUUCCAAAUAACUGGUUUCAUAUUUUAGAAUAGAAAAUCCCAAAGUGUAAGCGAUGUUUAAGACCAGAGUGUUAAAAGGCUUGAGAGAGCUUGACUUAAUAGGGAUGUUUACUUGUGAGGUUCAAGGGAGUUUUCUAUAGGCCUCCGAAAAGUUCCAGAGAUGUAGAUGAAAGGAUUGCAAAGAUGAUUCUGGAUAGGAGCGAAAGUAACAGGGUAGUUUUUAUGGAGGACUUUAACUUACCAAAUAUUGACUGGAGGCGCUAUAGUUCGAGUACUUCAGAUGGGUCAGUUUUUGUCCAAUGUGUGCAGGAGGGUUUCCUGACACAGUAUGUAGACAGGCCAACAAAAGGUGAGGCCACAUUGGAUUUGGUAUUGGGGAAUGAACCAGGCCAGUGUUAGGUUUGGAGGUAGGUGAGUACUUCGGUGAUAGUGACCACAAUUCUGUUAUGUUUACUUUAGCGAUGGAAAGGGAUAGGUAUAUACCGCAGGGCAAGAGUUAUAGCUGGGGGAAAGGCAAUUAUAAGGUGAUUAGGCAAGAUUUAGGAUGCAUAGGAUGGGGAAGGAAACUGCAGUGGCUGGGCACAAUUGAAAUGUGGAGCUUGUUCAAGGAACAGCUACUGCGUGUCCUUGAUAAGGAUGUACCUGUCAGGCAGGCAGGAAGUGGUUGAGCGAGGGAACUGUGGUUUACUAAGGAAGUUUAAUCUCUUGUCAAGAGGAAGAAGGAGGCUUAUGUAAAGAUGAGGCAUGAAGGCUCAGUUAAGGUGCUUGAGAGUUACAAGUUAGCCAGGAAGGACCUAAAGAGAGAGCUAAGAGGAGCCAAGAGGGGACAUGAGAAGUCCUUGGCAGGUAGGAUCAAGGAAAACCCUAAAGCUUUCUAUAGGUAUGUCAGGAAUAAAAGAAUGACUAGAGUAAGAUUAGGGCCAGUCAUGGACAGUAGUAGGAAUUUGUGCGUGGAGUCCGCAGAAUUAGGAGAGGUACUAAAUGAAUAUUUUUCGUCAGUAAUCACAUAUGAAAAAGACAACCUUGUUGAGAACAGAGAUACAGGCUAUGAGACUAGACGGGAUUGAGGUUCAUAAGGAGGUGGUGUUAUCUAUUUUCACACUUUCCAGAAUUGCUAAGUCCCCUGGGCCCUAUGGGGUUUAUCCUAGGAUGUUCUGGGAAGCUAGGGAUGAGAUUGCAGAGCCUUUGGCUUUGAUCUUUAUGUUGUUAUUGUCUACAGGAAUAGUGCCAGAAGACCGGAGGAUAGCAAAUGUUGUCCCCUUGUUCAAGAAGGGGAGUAGAGACAACCCUGGUAAUUACAGACCAGUGAGCCUUACUUCGGUUUUGGGUAUUUAUAAUAAUCUACAAAGGAAUAAUUUGAUUAGGGAUAGUCAGCACGGUUUUAUGAAGGGUAGGUUGUGCCUCAUAAACCUUGUUGAGUUCUUUGAGAAGGUGACCAAACAGGUGGAUGAGGGUAAAGCGGUUGAUGUGGUGUAUAUGGAUUUCAGUGAAGUGUUUGAUAAGGUUCCCACAGUAGGCUAUUGCAGAAAAUAGGUAGACAUGGGAUUGAGGGUGAUUUAGCGGUUUAGAUCAGAAAUUGGCUAGCUGUAAGACGACAGAGGGUGGUAGUUGAUGGGAAAUGUUCAUCCUGGAGUUCAGUUACUAGUGGUGUACUGCAAGGAUCAGUCUUGGGGCCACUGCUGUUUGUCAUUUUUGUAAAUGACCUGGAUGAGUACGUAGAAGGAUGGAUUAGUAAAUUUGUGGAAUUGUGGAUAGUGCAGAAGGAUGUUGCAGGUUACAGAGCGACAUAGAUAAGGGUCUAGGCCUGAAACGUCAGCUUUUGUGCUUCUAAGAUGCUGCUUGGCCUGCUGUAUUCAUGCAGCUCCACACUUUAUCUUGGAUUCUCUAACAUCUGCAGUUCCCAUUAUCCCUAGAUAAACUGCUGAGCUAGGCUGAGAGGUGACAAAUGGAGUUUAAUGUGUAAAAGUGUAAGGUGAUUCACUUUGGAAGGAGUAACAAGAAUACAGAGAUACAGAGUACUGGGCUAAUGGUAAGAUUCUCGGUGUCCACGUGCAUAGAUUCCUGCAAGUUACCACCCGGGUUGUUAGGAAGGCGUACGGUGUGUUAGGUUUUAUUGGUAGAGGGAUUGAGUUUCAGAGCCAUGAGGUCACGUUGCAGCUGUAUAAAACUCUGGUGCGGCCGCACUUAGACUAUUGCGUACAGUUCUGGUUGCCACAUUACAGCAAGGGUGCAGGGGAGAUUUACCAGGAUGUUGCCUGGUAUGGAGGGAAGGGCUGAGGGACUUGAGGCUGUUUUCGUUAGAGAGAAGGUGGUUAAGAGGCGACUUGAUAGAAACAUGAUCAGAGGAUUAGCUAGGGUGGACAGUGAGCCUUUUUCCUCAGCUGGUGAUUGCUAGCAUGAGGGCUGAUAGAUAUAGGGCAGAUGUCAUAGGUAGGUUCUUUACUCAGAGUAGUAAGGGCGUGGGAUGCCCUACCUGCAACAGCAGUAGAAUUGUCAAUAAGGGCCUUUAAAUGAAAUGGUCACUGGAUAAACAUACGGCUGAUAAUGGAAUAGUGUAGGUUAGAUGGGCUUCAGAUUGGUUUCACAGAUCGGCGCAACAUCAAGGGCUGUGCUGUUAUGUUCUAAGGCUGAGGGGGUUGAGGCUGGCUGCUGGAGAUACAGCCUGAUUGCUCCAAGGAGUAGCAGAGGAGACUGAAGAAACGUUUGAUGUACAAACAGUGCGACAGCCUAACAGACAGACGCAUAAAUCAUUUUAAUGCUCAGGUGUGCACUUAAACUCCGUCAAGAAUUCAUCACAAGCAGCAGCUUCAUUCACUCCACAGCUCCCACUAACAGUAGAAAAAGCAGGGAUCGUUGGUUUCUCACACUGCACUCAAUUUCAGUGAGGUGGAGCUAAAGCCUUACCGCUGCAGAUCUUUUCUCACUAAUACAAAUAACAUCCCACUGUAUAAUUGCAACUGAAAUGACUGGUUGUGGAUUCUUCUGUAAAAAUAAACUAAGUUCUGAACCAUUAACGAAAGGGCUUUUGGGUAGGGACGAAAAGUUCACAACAUGUUAACUCCAUAUGUUUUUAUAUUGGAAGCACACACUAGUCACAGUAUUCAACCUUUUCCUAAAACCUGCAAAUUAUUUGAAUGUGUUUGUGAUAACAGAAUAUUGCAUGCACAAUUAUACUUAAUCCUGGUUCUGCUGGAUUUUAAUAGCUAACAAGGCAGCUGCUCAACUAAACACACAUACACACACACUUCUGCAAAGUUUAGUUUCCAAUUUGCUAUAACCAUAGUUCCAAAUAGUGAUGGAGCAAGAGGACCAUCAACAGUGUAUUUAAAACUCUUCUGGUAUAAGGCUGCAUCACAGAGUGGUCUGCAACAUUUGAUUCACCCAUGAUGAAACAUACGUAUUUGAGUGCAUGGCCAGGUCAGUCCUGGUAAAGUGCAUGUUCUGGGCUGACUGACUGUGUGCUGGUGACUUUGGGAGAGUGUUUGUUGCCAGUUCCUUAUGUGAAUGGGGUCUUCUGUUGGGUUUGAUGCGGGAAGCAGGAGAGAGCGUUAGGAUCGAGAGUCAGCAGUCACUGUUCAUCGUCAGAACUUUCACACUGUGUUUGUACCUCUAGUUGGUCACAAAGCUACGAACAGGAGAAAGUGGCACAACCUCCAUGGGUAAUUAGUGUCCGAACACUGCUGAGAGCAACAGUGCUGACAAGUUUCUCACUCCCCUUGUGCUUACUUCCUCUAACAAACUUGUUCAUUUUUAUGUUCAGAGCUUACUGGUUAAAACCAAAUCUUAGCCACUAACACAUUUCACAAUACCACAGUACAGAGGGAUUUGGGAGUCUCAUAAAUAAAUCACAAAAAACUGAUGAAACCUCCAGCAUAUUUUGGCUUAAGAUCUCCUGGACCUCAAUGCCAUUGUAGACACAGAAUCCUUAGUGCAAUCAGAUCGAUGUGAAAACCUCACUAUAAUGACAGCAAUAUUUCUGCUGUACUGCAUACUGUAAACAAAAUGUGACUGAAUGUAAUCACUACAUUAGUUGACCGGCUUCUGGAAGUAAAAAGGCCCUCCCUGACUCAAAUUAUUCAAACCAGCUCCAGGUCUAAAGGUAAACCUUUCUUCAAAUUAAAGCUGAAGGCUUAUAGAUGGCAAGAGAUGGGAAGUGAGGAAACAUUUUGGCACAGGAACUGCAGUGGAGUUUUGGGGUUGGCCGUUUUGAGUGCUGUGUCUGGGAUAUAGAUGAGAAGGACUAAAAUUACAGGUAAGGUUUGCUAACACCACGUCAGUGCUGCUACUGAACUCCAGCAAGUUGUAGUGUCAAUGCGAGUUAUGUAAGCCAGGUCUUGGAUAUCAAGCAUGGCAAAAUUAAAGGGCAAACCUCAGCCCCAUUACAAUGGGGCCUGAGCUGGUAGAAACCAGCCCUUACAAAGCAAUUAGAUGGGCAAGAAUUGGAGGGAAACAUUUCCCAUGUAGGAUCUUGAACAACUCAGGAUGCUUUGCAGAAUCUUUUGAGGUUGGAGGAAAUGAUUUUCUGACUUUCUGGCUUAAGAAUGUACGGCGACAAAAAUAAAACAAAAUCCACCACAAAGCAGGGCAUCAAACAAUGCAGCCGAUUAACAUAAAUCUGAAUUUUCUUGGUGUUUAAAAGCUCCCAACAAAAACCUUAAUGGCAAACGAAAAGGAUCCAGCGAGUUCUCAGGAACUUGAAAAGGAUCUGUCGACAGAAGGAUGUCCCCCUUACAGUUUGGGGCCAACUAACUUAUACUUCCAACCCCCAAUCAGUGUCUUGUUGACACAGAACAGUACAGAGGGGCACAUAAAUAUCUGUUUCCUCUCCUACUGCUCUAAAACCUGACCCCCAGUUUGAGUCUCAUGAGCUGGUUCAGGGGAUAGGCAUUAGGACCCAGGGUGGCAGUCAUAGCUAAGACACAACAUCUGUGUUAGUGGUUGACAGGAUAGAGUGAAAUCCAAUCCGUUAAUUGCCCUUCAGAACACGUCAGUCUCAGUCUCAAGCAAUCAAUAUUUGAAACACAAUAGCAGUCUAACAAGCAUAUCACCCGCUCAAUGAAUCACCAAGGAUCAUUCCCUCUUGUAAACAUUGGAUAUUGAUCAUUCAGAUCCCUGUAUGAUGCAGUCCCCCAUGUUGUGAAGCAGCAUCCCUUCUCCUUAGUGCUGGAAAGGAGGGUCAAUGGCAAUUAGGAGGAGGAUGGUUUCGUAUAAUCAUCCACUGCAGUGAUCAUGGCCUUGCAGAAGAAACAAUCUUUGUUGUUCAUCAGAUGCUGGUUGAUGCAGGCCCUGGAGAGAAAACAGUAAUAAGUCCUGAUUAAUAUUCCAAUUUUACUGCCACAAAGACUAAUCCCAGUUGCUUCCUGUGUGCCCAGUCCUUCUCACCCCGUAUUGUAAAACCUGUGCAGGAGAAGCAAACCUUCAGAAAAGCUGGACUCUCACUGUUUCCAAAUAUCACAAAAUAUUUCACAGGCAAAGGAGAACUUUACUUACAAAUAAAUGAACAGCACAAAUAGAAUUUAAUGGGUGUGAUGUUAUAGCCAUUAUAGAGAUAUGUUUGCAAGGAGAUCAAAGCACUUCAAAACUAAGUAUUCAGGGAAUUGUGACUCUUUGAAAGAACAGGCAUGGAGAAAAGAGUUGAGGGUUUUUUUUAUUAGUAUGGAAUGGUAUAAGUCUCUUUCUACACUGUACGAUUAGACAACUUAACAAAAUAAGAGCUCAUGGUGUUGACUGUAGUACAUUAGCACAGAUAGAAGUUUGAAUAACAAAUAGAAGACAAGAGAUUUGGGAUGGAGGGUUAUUUUCAGAAUGGCAAACGGUAACUAUUGGAGUACCACUGGAAUUCAGUGCUGGGACCACAAUUAUUUACAGGAGUAAUGUGGAUGGUUAUCGAU